Messenger RNA from Erigeron canadensis, 1399 nucleotides. RefSeq lists its product as uncharacterized. Bases 140 to 1096 code for a protein of 318 amino acids. NCBI's taxonomy places the organism in Eukaryota, Viridiplantae, Streptophyta, Magnoliopsida, Asterales, Asteraceae. The record is from RefSeq and is a predicted model, not a curated record. Gene Ontology annotation, cellular component: membrane. Gene Ontology annotation, biological process: Golgi vesicle transport. The transcript is spliced from 6 exons.
AAAUAUUCAUAAAAAUCCCAUCUUUCAUAUUUUGAGGCAUUCUUUAUAACCCAGGUUUUAAGGGUUUAUGCUUUGUUGUACAAUUCCUUAUGUAAAAUUUUGUAUCAUAAAUCAUAAAUUAUAAAUCUUUGAAUUGAAAAUGGGAUCACAUUUAGAUUUCUGGGAAAAAGAUCCCUUCUUUUCUGCAGCUGAAGAAGUUCAAGAAUCUGCUGACAGGAUGGAAUCAACAUAUAGAAGAUUAAUGAAUGCAGGAAAGGAAGCAUCUGUUUCGAAUUCGGAAGUUCUUAAAAGGGAUUUACAAACAGCACUUGGUACUACCAAAUGGCAGUUGGAGGAAUUUGAAAAGGCGGUUGAGUCGAGUUAUGGCAAGGAUUCUACAGAGGAUGCAAAAGAUAGGCAUCGUGAUUUUAUUAGUGCAAUGGAGAAUCAGAUUUCGCGAGUUGAAAGUUCAUGGAAUGAUUCAGGUGGUUCAACAAGGAGGCCACCGCGUCCAUGGAUACGCCUUGACGAAACUGAGAGAAAGGAACUUGCAUUAUUUCUUUCCGGAUCAGCAGCUCGUGGUGAUGAACAAUCUGCCAACACUCGAUUUAAUGAUGAAAAGAGAGGAAGAAGAAAACAAAGGGUGGUGGAUAAAGAGGACAAGUUUUCGGGUCAUAGAAGAGCAGCAAGUGCCAGCGCAGACAUUGGUUCUUGGAACAUUACUGUUGAUGAUGACAAUCUUUCUCCUCGUGGAAAAAUAAAGAAUCCACCUCGAAAGGUGCCAAGUUUUUCAGGACUUUUAAACACCUUGGAAUCUGCAUCAAAGUUUAAGUGGCCUAAAAAUGGUUACAAGAAACUAAGCCAAGAGGAUGAUGCUAGACCGUUAGAGACCCGAACUUUGACUAGAGAUAUAAAGGAAAGUCAUGAGAGAAGUAAGAGUUGUCCGGAACCUAGUGAUGAUCAGUAUGAUAAACGCCUGCAUGGGUGGUAUGGUGCUAUUCAAAGACUCUUCCAACGGUCACAUUAUUACAUGCUCUAUAAUCGGUGCGCCCAAGUUAUUUUGUGGGCUCUUGUCAUUAUUUUCUUGCUUGCAUUAGUUGUGUUUCAGUUUAUAUAAAGAGAAGAUACAAAAUUAUCAGUUGCGACACCAUGAGACGCAAAAAGGGUCUUUCGCGUUAGCAACCUGGUAGAUGAUACAUUCCGAUUAGUUUGUUGUAGAUUAGAAGCUACAGUUUAGUUGGCCAUUUUCAAUUUUCACAAUUUCUGUCAGCAGUUUCUUGCCCCUGCUGUUUGAAAAGGUUUGUGUAAUCCAUUAUACAAUGUAGAUGUACAAGUGUUGUAAGCUUUGUGUCAUGUAAUGUAAAUUGUAGCUUCUUUUGAUUUGUGUUAUUCAUAAUAGAAGUUUUCUCCUUGCAUUAAA